AUGCAGCGGCCUCCACCAGAAGAUUUUCUGUUGAAGGAGACCAAGCCCCACCUUGGAGGGGGGAAGGUCUCUGGUGACAAGCUUACUAGCACUUAUGACCUUGUUGAGCAAAUGCAGUACCUCUAUGUGAGGGUUGUGAAGGCUAAGGACUUACCUGCAAAGGAUGUCACUGGCAGUUGUGACCCUUAUACUGAAGUCAAGUUGGGGAACUACAAAGGCACCACUCGACAUUUCGAGAAGAAGAGUAAUCCUGAAUGGAACCAGGUUUUUGCUUUCUCCAAAGACCGCAUUCAGGCUUCCAUUCUGGAGGUCACUGUGAAGGAUAAGGAUGUUGUGAAGGAUGAUUUCAUCGGUCGGGUCUUGUUCGACCUCAAUGAGGUUCCAAAACGUGUUCCACCGGAUAGUCCCCUUGCACCGCAGUGGUAUAGGCUGGAGGACAGGAAGGGUGAUAAGGCGAAGGGGGAGCUAAUGCUGGCUGUUUGGAUGGGUACACAAGCUGAUGAAGCAUUUCCGGAAGCAUGGCACUCUGACGCUGCGACGGUUAGUGGGACUGACGCUCUUGCGAACAUUAGAUCAAAGGUGUAUCUAUCUCCUAAGCUUUGGUAUUUGAGGGUUAAUGUGAUAGAGGCGCAAGACUUGCAGCCGACUGACAAGGGUAGAUACCCUGAAGUUUUUGUGAAGGCUACUCUGGGAAAUCAGACCUUGAGGACUAGAAUCUCCCAAAGCAGGACUAUCAAUCCAAUGUGGAAUGAGGAUAUGAUGUUUGUGGCCGCUGAACCAUUUGAGGAGCCUCUGAUUUUGAGUGUGGAAGACAGGGUUGCCCCUAACAAAGAGGAAUCACUUGGGAGGUGUGCAAUUCCUUUACAAAUGGUGGACCGGAGACUGGAUUACAAACCUGUGAAUACUAAGUGGUAUAAUAUUGAAAAGCACAUUGUUAUUAUGGAAGGAGAAAAGAAGAAGGAAAUAAAGUUUUCUAGCAAGAUUCAUAUGAGGAUCUGUCUUGAAGGUGGUUAUCAUGUUUUGGAUGAAUCAACUCACUACAGCAGUGAUCUUCGCCCAACUGCGAAACAGCUGUGGAAGUCCAGUAUUGGAGUUCUUGAAUUGGGGAUAUUGAAUGCUCAGGGUUUGAUGCCAAUGAAAACAAAAGAUUCUAAGGGGACAACUGAUGCCUAUUGUGUAGCAAAAUAUGGGCAGAAGUGGGUCCGGACAAGGACAAUCAUUGAUAGCUUUGCACCCCGAUGGAAUGAGCAAUAUACUUGGGAGGUUUUUGAUCCUUGCACUGUCAUUACAAUUGGUGUCUUUGAUAACUGUCAUUUGAUUGGUGGUGAUAAGGCUGGAGGGGCAAAAGAUUCCAAAAUUGGGAAGGUAAGAAUCCGUCUUUCCACCCUUGAGACUGACCGGGUCUAUACACAUUCCUAUCCUCUUCUAGUUCUUCAUUCAAAUGGGGUGAAGAAAAUGGGUGAAAUCCACUUGGCUGUAAGGUUUACUUGUUCUUCUCUGCUUAAUAUGAUGCAUAUGUAUUCAAUGCCUUUGUUGCCUAAGAUGCAUUAUAUUCACCCACUAACUGUUAGCCAGCUUGACAAUUUGAGGCAUCAAGCUACUCAGAUUGUUUCAAUGAGACUGAGUCGUGCUGAGCCACCCUUGAGAAAGGAAAUUGUGGAAUAUAUGCUGGAUGUGAGUUCCCACAUGUGGAGCAUGAGAAGAAGCAAGGCCAACUUUUUCAGGAUUAUGGGAGUUUUGAGUGGACUAAUUGCUGUAGGAAAGUGGUUUGACCAGAUCUGUAAUUGGAAAAAUCCAAUCACCACAGUUCUGAUCCAUAUCCUGUUUAUAAUAUUGGUCAUGUACCCUGAGCUUAUCUUACCUACAAUAUUCCUUUACCUCUUCUUGAUUGGAGUUUGGUACUAUAGAUGGAGGCCAAGACACCCUCCUCACAUGGACACUCGUCUCUCUCAUGCCGAUUCUGCGCACCCAGAUGAACUCGAUGAAGAGUUUGACACAUUCCCGACCACCAGACAUUCGGACAUCGUGAGGAUGAGGUACGACCGGCUUAGAAGCAUUGCUGGGAGGAUACAGACUGUGGUUGGUGAUUUGGCCACUCAAGGGGAGAGGCUGCAGUCUUUGCUCAGCUGGAGGGAUCCAAGAGCAACUGCCCUCUUUGUGAUCUUCUGUCUGGUUGCUGCCAUUGUACUCUAUGUCACUCCAUUCCAGGUUGUGGCACUUCUCACUGGAAUCUAUGUAUUGAGACACCCCAGGUUCCGCCACAAGCUUCCUUCAGUGCCUCUGAAUUUCUUCAGGAGGCUGCCUGCAAGAACUGAUUGCAUGCUUUGA
Sphenostylis stenocarpa is the source of this 2328-nucleotide messenger RNA. NCBI's taxonomy places the organism in Eukaryota, Viridiplantae, Streptophyta, Magnoliopsida, Fabales, Fabaceae. The record is from the annotation of a GenBank genome assembly.